AAAAAAAAAUCACUUUUCUGCUCGGUGACGAGUUCAGAGGCGGCCUGUGUGGGAUCAUGGUGUAGCUGGGGCUUAACAGCCUAUUAAUUCUCGGGGUCACCUCCAGAAGUCUCUCCCCAUCCACCAGGAGAGCGGCCGGAGGACGCGCGCCGGGGAGCCGCGGCCGCCGUGCGUGGCGGCGGAGGCGGGGAGGUGAGCAGCGCACUCCGCGGCGGAUGACAGGGGCAUGGAGAUGUUGCGCCGCUCCUCUGUGUUCGCGGCUGAGGUCUUUGACCGCUCGCCCACCGACAAGGAGUUGGUGUCCCAGGCCAAAGCCCUGUGCAGGGACUACAUCCAUUCCCGGCUGAACCGCGCGGGCAUCGGCUGGUCUAAUCCCGAACACGGACUGGCCGCAUCAGGUGGGGCACUGGGGGAGAUAUCGUCGGUUCUGCUGUGGCUGGGUGAUGAGCUGGAAUACCUUCGACCCAACGUUUACCGUAAUGUAGCUCGGCAGCUUAACAUCACAGUAGCAUCGGAGAGUGUGGUGUCCGAUGCCUUCCUGGCUGUGGCUGCGGACAUUUUCUCCACAGGUGUAACAUGGGGGAAGGUGGUUUCUUUGUACGCCGUGGCAGGGGCCUUGGCAGUGGACUGUGUACGCCAUGGCCAUCCAGCCAUGGUCCAUACCAUCGUCGACUGCAUGGGAGAGUUUGUCCGCAAGAGUCUGACCUCCUGGUUGAAAAGGAGAGGGGGCUGGGUGGAUGUAACAAAAUGCGUGGUGAACACUGAUGCCAGCUUCCGCUCUCACUGGCUGGUGACUGCUGCCUGUGCCUUUGGACACUAUCUGAAGGCCAUCGUGUUGUACCUCCUCAGGGAGAAGUGAAAGACAAAGUCACACGCUGGACUUGGAACAGACUGAGCACCACUCCACUAAAGCAUCCGCUGCCUUCGAUUGUUUACACUCGUGCACUGAGCCUUCACUGAAAAACACCUAUCCCUUCACAGACCGUGGACUUUCCUUGCUUCCUCUGCUUCCUCGCGUCUAUUUAUUAUUAAAGGUUAUACAGUAUAUUGGCACACAUUUGAUGUGAAUGUAUAAAAUCACCCACUGUUAAUCUUUUUAGCUUUUCAUUUUUCCACAAACAGCAGAACUGACUAUUUGGUGCCUGUUUCGCAAGGGUUUGGCUGCCCCUUGUGGUUGAAGAUGGUAACUACUGUACUUUGGCACAUAAACUGAGAAUACCCUGGAGCCAUACAUGAGGACUUGGUCUUACAAAAUGCUCCACUUCUCACCUGGAUAGCAUAUACAGGCCAACAGACUAGUGCAUGGUAGAUAAUAAAUAAAUACAUCAUAUUUUCCUCUUACUAAGGGACUUAAUGAAAAUUGUUAGGGGUCAGGGUUCAGAAAAGGCGAAGGGUUUGUGUAUUUCUUUCUGUUUGCUGAAGGUAGCGUAGUCUUUUUCUCACUAUAGAUUUAUAUAUUGUUUCAGCUUUACCAACAACAAUCCUGUCUUUGUUUCAGGGUUUUAU
Molecule: messenger RNA, 1506 nt
Organism: Xiphias gladius (swordfish)
Lineage: Eukaryota; Metazoa; Chordata; Actinopteri; Istiophoriformes; Xiphiidae
Gene: boka
Product: BCL2 family apoptosis regulator BOK a
Exons: 5
Coding region: 227-859 (210 amino acids)
Biological process (GO): regulation of apoptotic process; intrinsic apoptotic signaling pathway in response to DNA damage; extrinsic apoptotic signaling pathway in absence of ligand
Cellular component (GO): mitochondrial outer membrane
Molecular function (GO): protein homodimerization activity; protein heterodimerization activity
Source: RefSeq, a predicted model, not a curated record